Molecule: messenger RNA, 561 nt
Organism: Akanthomyces muscarius
Lineage: Eukaryota; Fungi; Ascomycota; Sordariomycetes; Hypocreales; Cordycipitaceae
Exons: 1
Coding region: 1-561 (186 amino acids)
Source: RefSeq, a predicted model, not a curated record
AUGAGGGUGCCCCCAGACGAUGAGGGUGCCUCAAGCGGCGAAGGCGCCUCAAGCGGCGAAGUCGCCGAGGGCGCCUCGAGCGACACUUCGCCGGCCUUUGUCGCUUCUCAGGUCGUUGAGGGCGCCGAAGACGAUCAGAGCACCUCGAGCGGCACUUCUCAGUUGGUUGAAGGCGCCGAGGGCGGCGAAGUCGCCGAGGGCGCCUCGAGCGGCGCUUCGCCGGCCCUUGUCGCUUCUCAGGUCGUUGAGGGCGCCGAGGACAAUCAGGGCGUCGCUUCGCCGCGCGCCAGGGACACCGCGGUGCAGAAUCAUGUGCGCGGCGAGGAUGAUGCAAGAUAUCCAGUCAAUGGCUCGGCUUCUGAUGUUGCUAUACCUGAUAGGAGCGGGAAGAGAAAGAAAGAGCUGCAAGGAGGAAGCAAGCACAGUGGUAAACGCGUGAAGCUGGCAGACGAACGACGAACGACACGUGGCUUCACCAACUUAACGAUGAGUUCUGAUUUCCGGGAAUUGACAACAAAGGGGAAACAAACUCGGCCAAUGUCGCAAGUGAUGGCUCAAUAA